UUCACUCUACAAGGAAUCAUACAGGUGUGUUUCCUUUAUACAACUCACUUUCAGUUUUGAUCCCUGCUGUGAGAUAAAAUUUUUUUAAAUUGUUGUUUGAUGGAAAAAACAAACAUCACUUAUACUCAUUUCCUGCAGGUGUGACAUGAGCAACUCUGAAGAUGAGGACCUCCCCCAGCUCUCUUCCCAUGCCCUUGCAGCUCUGCAGGAGUUUUAUGCUGAGCAGAAACAGUACGCCGACCUCGGUGGCGAUGACAAGUGUAACAUCGGAAUAAUAGAGGAGAACUGGCUGAGCCAGUUUUGGUACACUCCGGAGACGGCCCUGCGCCUCGCAGAGGAAGCCGUGGCGGCUGCUGGGGAAGGUGGCAGAAUAGCGUGUGUGAGCGCCCCCAGUGUCUACCAGAAGCUGAGAGAGCUGCACAGAGAAGACUUUUCCAUCUGCAUCUUCGAAUAUGACCACAGGUUUGCCAUAUACGGAGAGGAGUUUAUCUUCUAUGAUUACAAUACCCCAGUGGAUUUACCUGAGAAAAUUGCUGCACACAGUUUUGACAUCGUAAUAGCAGAUCCCCCCUAUCUCUCUGAGGAAUGUCUUAGAAAAACGUCGGAAACCAUCAAGUACCUGACCCGGGGCAAGAUUCUGCUGUGCACAGGUGCCGUCAUGGAGGAAGAGGCAGCAAAACUUCUCGGAGUGAAGACGUGCAAGUUUAUUCCAAAGCACACGCGAACCCUGGGAAACGAAUUCCGCUGUUACGUGAAUUAUGAUUCUGGGCUGGACCGUGAACUGUGAACGCAGCUGGGAAUACAAUGUGGUAAGGGACCCAUGUGACCUUUCCCUCUUUUCUUAGUAGAUUGAAAAGCUACGACCUCCCCUCCUCCCUCACAAACUGGGGGCUCUCCCCGGCCUAACUUUCAAGAUGAAGAAGACAUCUUGUUGUGAUUUCCUUAGUGAGGGCAUCCCUAGAGCUGGGGAUGCUUUUGCCACCUUGAAUCAGCGGAAUUAUAUGUGGAAGAAGUCAUAGAAGCCGUCUGGUCUGCUCUCCUUAAUGCAGGUAAAGAGCCAGGAGUGCAGGCGGCUUAGUGACUGGCCAGGGCCUCGGCCUCGGCCUCGGGCGCCUCCCGUGUACGGGUGGCUGCG
Messenger RNA from Kogia breviceps (pygmy sperm whale), 1135 nucleotides. RefSeq names its product EEF1A lysine methyltransferase 1 (gene EEF1AKMT1). NCBI's taxonomy places the organism in Eukaryota, Metazoa, Chordata, Mammalia, Artiodactyla, Physeteridae. The record is from RefSeq and is a predicted model, not a curated record. Gene Ontology annotation, molecular function: protein-lysine N-methyltransferase activity; nucleic acid binding. Gene Ontology annotation, biological process: methylation.